Parnassius mnemosyne (clouded apollo) is the source of this 261-nucleotide messenger RNA. The record is from the annotation of a GenBank genome assembly. Lineage: Eukaryota; Metazoa; Arthropoda; Insecta; Lepidoptera; Papilionidae.
AUGGCUUCGAAAACGAAGUUUGACAGUAAUGCCAGCUCAGAAUGUAUUUGUGACUCUGAAAAAGAAGAAACUGUGGAACAUUUAUUAUUAGAGUGCCCUAAAAACAUUGAAAAAAGAUUGAAAUUAGAAAUAAUUACAAAUAUUAAACUCAAAGUAGAAAAUAUAUGUGUAUUAUUAGAAUGUAAAAGGCAUAGAAAUAAGUUCAUAGAAUAUUGUAUAGAUAUAGCAAAAGAAGCGAUAAAUAGAAAUAAGACUAGGUAA